UUGAAAAAUCGGAAAGUCUACAUAGGUGCGCCUACGGGUUCCACAUCCUUUGGAAGGAUGUCUGAAAGAUCCCAAAGUCCGGAGUGCCAAAGCCGGCCUUAUGAUUACAGCCGGGUGAACCCUUGCGGCCAAGUUUUGGAUCAAGAAAGCUUGGGCAACGGGUCGUCGUUCCAGCUCACCCAUGGCGUUUUUGCGGAUCCCAGCCUGCUGUACAACAAAAGCGCGUAUGGUGGAAUCGCCUCAUCGUCAGCUCAGAGCUUUUUCCCAUUCCCACCCGGUGCCGGGGAUUUCAGGGGAUCCGAUCUGCAGGCUGGAGACUUUGGGCAACCAAAGCAUUGGUAUCCCUUCGCUGCGCCCGAGUACACCGGCCAGGUACCCGGCGUAACGGCAGCAGCCCAGCCCUCAAACCUGAGCCCCCCCAUCGCCGAGACUCGGGAGCAGAUCAAGUUGCCCGAAAUCAAAACUGAGAAGGACACCGGUGACGACUACUCAACGGAGACCAAGAUUCAGCAAUACCAGACCCAGCCAGCCUCCGCGGCCAUGCCCCACGGCGUCUUCUACUCCGCAGCCUGGAACCCGUCCUUCUGGCCCGGGAUCACCCACAUUCCCCCUCAGCCCAACAACGGUCAGAAUCCCUCUGCCUCUCUGGCAUCUUCCCCGUCCAUGUCUCCUUCGCCCCCGGGCAACGGGGGUCCAGGUAGUGCGUUUUUCGGCGUGAAUACGAGCCAGUCCACCAGCGAGCCCCAAACGCAGAACCAGACCUCCUCCACGCGGAGCACGGGCUCCUCCAGCGGAGGCUGCAGCGAUUCUGAGGAGGAGAACCUCUCUACAGAGGAACUGGAGCAGUUUGCUAAGGAACUGAAACACAAAAGGAUAACUUUGGGCUUCACCCAGGCAGAUGUUGGCCUUGCCCUAGGUAACUUAUAUGGUAAGAUGUUCAGCCAGACCACCAUCUGCCGCUUCGAGGCUCUGCAGCUGAGCUUCAAGAACAUGUGCAAGCUGAAGCCCCUUCUGCAAAGGUGGCUCGACGAGGCAGAGACUUCGGAAAAUCCUCAAGACAUGUACAAGAUUGAGCGGGUUUUUGUUGACACUAGAAAGAGGAAGCGGAGGACUAGUCUGGAAGGAGCGGUGCGCUCUGCUCUGGAGUCCUACUUUAUCAAGUGUCCCAAGCCAAAUACGCAAGAGAUCACGCACAUCUCCGAUGACCUGGGCCUGGAAAGAGACGUGGUGCGUGUUUGGUUCUGCAACAGGAGGCAGAAAGGAAAGCGCCUGGCCUUGCCGCUGGAUGAGGAGAAUGAUGGCCAGUACUUUGAACAAAGUCCUUCUCCACUCAACAUGGCACCUUCCCCCAUCCCCGGCCAAGGCUACCCAACGUCCAACUACCCUGGAGCGCCUCCACCCACACUCUACAUGCCCCCACUUCACAGGCCCGAUGUCCUCAAACAAACCCUGCACCCCGGACUGGUUGGUCACCUGACUGGAUAGACCGGGUGGGCAGUCCCACCCACACCAGAUAGCUAUCCAUCUUAGCCGAGUCGAGCUGGAAAUGAGAUCUUAAUCUAGUAACUUGAUGAACCAAUAUCUCUUGGGUCAAAGAACCAUUCCAAGCAAAGUGGGAUAGCUUGCUGUCUUGUGAGCCACCUCUUGUCAUCACCAACCACUUUGACCUAAAAAAACAACUCUGAGGGGAUGAUUUAAACCGACCGUGCCUUUCUGCUUGUGUUGAUACAUUGCUUAAGUUAUUCCAAAGCUUUAAUCACUGCAACUUUAAGCGAACGAUUUAAUUCAUGGCUCAAAUGGUAACCAUUGAAUAUUUGGGUUGUCAAAGGAAAAGAUAGCUGAUAUUUGUGCAAUACUUGAGUGCCAUCCACAACUUAUUUUUUAAAAGACAAUUGUUUUUACUGAAUUUGGCGCAGGUUAAGGUUAAAUGUGGCCCACAACCAGCAGUUUAGUUUUGCACAGACUUGCUUGUCAAUGUUGAUCAAUCUUAUCUUGAAACAUUUCAUAGUGUAUGGUUUAUGAAAUAUUGUUUUUUGUCAUUUCUGCCACUUUGAGGUAUCUAAGCUUUUUUUUUUUUUUGUUGAACUGGAAUAUGUUCUUUUAAU
This is a messenger RNA of Menidia menidia (Atlantic silverside), 2105 nucleotides long. NCBI's taxonomy places the organism in Eukaryota, Metazoa, Chordata, Actinopteri, Atheriniformes, Atherinopsidae. The record is from the annotation of a GenBank genome assembly.